Messenger RNA from Penicillium pulvis, 1944 nucleotides. RefSeq names its product GMC family oxidoreductase. NCBI's taxonomy places the organism in Eukaryota, Fungi, Ascomycota, Eurotiomycetes, Eurotiales, Aspergillaceae. The transcript has a single exon. The record is from RefSeq and is a predicted model, not a curated record. The coding region runs from base 1 to 1944 and encodes 647 amino acids. Gene Ontology annotation, molecular function: oxidoreductase activity, acting on CH-OH group of donors; flavin adenine dinucleotide binding.
AUGUUUCUUACUCAUCUGUUUGGUCUCCUGGCCACCACGGCCGGCCUGGCCAAGGCCGUCAAUAUCACCGGCUAUGAAUAUGUUGUCGUUGGUUCUGGUGCUGGUGGUGGUCCUUUGGCCGCCCGCCUCGCUAUGGGCGGUCACAAGACGCUUUUGCUUGAGGCUGGUGAUGAUCAGGGUGAAAAUUACAACUACACGAUCCCUGCCUACUCUGCCAGAGCAUCCGAGGACGAGAAAAUGUCGUGGAACUUCUUCGUACACCAUUAUGAAGAUGAUGAGCGCCAGGCUCGCGAUUGGAAGGCAAGCUACGACACACCCGAUGGGGGGCUAUACACCGGUCUGAAUCCUCCCGAGGGUUCAACAUUGAAGGGAACGCUCUAUCCUCGUACGGGCACUCUGGGUGGAUGCACUGCUCAUAACGCCUUGAUUGCAGUCUAUCCUCACCAAUCCGACUUCGAAUAUAUCUCGACCCUCACUGGUGAUAGCUCUUGGACACCCGACAACAUGCGCAAAUAUUUCGCCAAGCUGGAGAACAAUGGUUACUUGCUUCCUGGGGCUAAGGGUCACGGUUAUGAGGGCUGGCUGUCAACUGAGACCGCACCCCUUAGCAUUGUUUUGGAGGACCCUCAGCUGCUAAGCAUGUUGACCGGUGGUGCAUUUGCUCUUGGUAACUUGACCGAUAAUGUUAUGAACAUCGGCACCCUACUGGCUGGCGAUGCUAAUACCGAUACGAAGUCCCGUGAUACCGACGAUGGCUACUACCAGAUCCCUAUCGCGACGGACGAUGCCCACCGUAAUGGCGCUCGCGAAUUUAUCAUUGCUGUACGGGAUGCUAAGAACACUGAUGGCUCUAAGAAGUACCCCCUUGAUGUCCGUAUGAACACGCACGUCACCAAGGUGACCUUCAAUGAGACCGCCAACCCUCCUCGUGCUACCGGUGUCGAGUUCCUCGAUGGCGAACAUCUCUAUAAGGCUAGUCCUAUGUCUGACUCUGCUCUGGACGGUAUCCCCGGCUCCGCCAGUGCUUCUCGUGAGGUUAUCGUCGCUGGUGGUGUCUACAAUUCGCCCCAGAUCCUCAAAUUGAGUGGUAUUGGCCCCGCCGAUGAACUUAAGAAAUUUGGUAUUAAGGUCAUUAAGGAUCUCCCUGGCGUCGGCACCAACCUCCAAGACCACUACGAGAUCUCUGUGCAGGGCACGAUUGAGAAGGACUUCUCCUGUUUGAACAAAUGUACCUUUAGCAUCCACGACCAGGAGGAUCCUUGUAUCAACGAAUGGGAGUCUCCUAUUCUCGGCGACCGCGGUAUCUAUUCAUCCCCCGGUUUAGCCGCGACUAUGCUCUACAAGAGCUCCACGGCCGACGAUAACUGGGAUAUUUUCUGUUUCGGUGGACCUGUCAACUUCCGCGGGUACUUCCCCGAUUACAGCAUCAACGCCACCGACGAACACAACUGGUUCACCUGGGCUAUCCUCAAAGCUCAUCCCCGCAACUCGGCCGGUACCGUUGCCCUGCAGUCCGCGGACCCCCUUGAUAUGCCCAAAAUCACCUUCAAUUACUUCGAUACCGGUGUCGGUGACUACGCAGCCGAUCUCACUGCUCUCUACGAAGCCGUUGAGCUCGCUCGCGAUGCCUUUGAUCGGCAGCUCGUCAACAUCACCGAAGUCCUCCCAGGUGCGGCUGUCCAGUCCAAGGAGGAUAUUGAGACCUAUAUCAAAGAUGGUGCCUGGGGCCAUCACGCCUCUUGCACCUGCCCCAUUGGUGCCGAUGACGACCCGAUGGCUGUAUUGGACUCCAAGUUCCGUGUGCGCGGUGUCUCUGGUCUUCGUGUCGUUGAUGCUUCUGUCUAUCCCAAGAUUCCGGGUACUUUCACGGCUGUCUCUACCUACAUGGUUGCCGAGAAAGCUGCUGACGAUAUUCUGAGUGAGCUCAAGGCCAGCUCUAAAUAA